UUUAGGGCUGUCUGUCUCUCUCUUUCUCUUUCUCUCUCUCUCUCUCUUUCCUCUCUCCUCUCUCUUUCUUAGGAUUCUCUCUCCUCUCUCCUAUCCCCCCCACCCCUCUCUCUCUCUCUCUCUCUCUCCUGAAGGAAAAACCCUAAAAGAGCUGUUUACCCACAAUCUGAUGGACGACGACGGAUUCAAUAUACGGAAUUGGGGUUAUUAUGAACCUUCCCUAAAGGGGCAUCUAGGUCUGCAGCUCAUGUCAUCUGUGGCGGAGCGUGACACAAAAUCUUUCCUGUCUGGGCGUGAGCAUGCUGUGAUGGUAUGCGCCAAUGGGAGUUUUCAUCCUCGGGAUUGUGUAGUCUCGGAGGCCCCUGUACACAUGGAGUAUAUGAGGGACGGUUGGGUAAACCAGAGAGAAAAAUUUCUGAAUAUGUUACCAGGAAAUCCUAAUUAUGCAAUUCUUCCUGAACCUUCUGCAAGUCAUUCUAUGCAGAUUUUACAGGCACCUGAUACAUCAAAGGAUACCAGGGUGGCCAUGGAAGAUCCAGGUGCUAGGAAGGAAAGUGGCUCUUUGAAGAAAAGAACAGCUGGAAGCACUCCAAAAGCCCCGAAAUCUAAAAAGCCUAAGAAAAGCCCCCCUGUGCCAAAGGAAAAUGGGAAUUCUUCUGUUCAACGAGUGAGACCAGCUAAGAAGAAUAUGAAUGUUGUUAUAAAUGGAAUUGACAUGGAUAUUUCAGGUAUUCCCAUUCCGAUUUGCUCGUGUACUGGAACUCCCCAGCAGUGUUAUCGAUGGGGAUGUGGUGGUUGGCAGUCAGCUUGUUGUACUACAACUAUAUCUCUCUACCCCUUGCCAAUGAGCCAAAAAAGACGGGGAGCAAGGAUAGCUGGAAGGAAGAUGAGCCAGGGUGCAUUCAAGAAGGUUUUGGAGAAACUUGCGGCAGAAGGUUACAAUUUUGCUAAUGCAAUUGAUUUGAGGACUCACUGGGCAAAACAUGGUACCAACAAGUUUGUGACAAUCAGGUAGAUUUGCAAUGGUGGUAUCAUCGCUGGACCCACCGCAUCUGGUCUAUUUUACCUGUAUAUAUCAUGUGGCCUUUUGCAGAGGUUUAUCUGAUACUUUUAGUAGUCAUGAACUUUGCAUAGUCAUGAUACAUGUUUUCUAUGAUUAGAUAUCUUGGUUCCGCCAAAGUUGUUAUUCAAUUCUCCUGUUUCUGUUUCGAUGGAUUCCAAUUUCUGGCCCUAAAAAUGUAGGAUCCUGGAUGAAUUUUUAUUUAUUGAGCUGUUUAAGGUAACUCAGUGCUGCCUUUUUA
Molecule: messenger RNA, 1301 nt
Organism: Diospyros lotus (date-plum)
Lineage: Eukaryota; Viridiplantae; Streptophyta; Magnoliopsida; Ericales; Ebenaceae
Product: protein BASIC PENTACYSTEINE2-like
Exons: 2
Coding region: 170-1015 (281 amino acids)
Biological process (GO): response to ethylene
Cellular component (GO): nucleus
Molecular function (GO): sequence-specific DNA binding; DNA-binding transcription factor activity
Source: RefSeq, a predicted model, not a curated record